Molecule: messenger RNA, 2688 nt
Organism: Amaranthus tricolor (Joseph's coat)
Lineage: Eukaryota; Viridiplantae; Streptophyta; Magnoliopsida; Caryophyllales; Amaranthaceae
Product: acyl-coenzyme A oxidase 2, peroxisomal
Exons: 7
Coding region: 348-2435 (695 amino acids)
Biological process (GO): lipid homeostasis; fatty acid beta-oxidation using acyl-CoA oxidase
Cellular component (GO): peroxisome
Molecular function (GO): fatty acid binding; acyl-CoA oxidase activity; FAD binding
Source: RefSeq, a predicted model, not a curated record
AUAUUUAGAUAACGGUCAACCAAUAUUUCCAAAUUCCAAAUCGCCAUCCAUACUCGUGUCAUCAAUCAAAUCCCUCAUUUUACUUCUUUGAGCAUCCAAAAACUUACAUUGAAUGGCGUGCCUUAAAAUAACACCUUGUUUAGAAAGAAAAUUUAAUGGAAUAAACAAAGACAUUACACCCGACCCGCCAUUAACAAUAUCCAAUAAUUUAUCUCCACGCCAUUACCGCAACCUUUUAAUAAUCAAAAGUCAAGUUCAUUCAUUCAAUUAAUCUUAUCCAAUCUAAUCGAACCCCUCUUAUAGAAACCCAUCUAACAUUCAAAUUUAUUCUUGAUCUCACAAUCAACAUGCAAGAAAAAUCCCAGAUGAUGAAUCAAAUUUCAGAGAAAGAUCAAACAAUCAACAGAAGAAUCCAGCGGUUGAGAUUGCAUCUUAAUCCAAUCACCAGCAGUAACAAUGGAAGUUCUGCAUUAAUAGAGGUAGAAGGAUGCAAAGGAGGAGAGAAAGGGAAGAAGACAGCCAUUGAAGUAAAUUCUGAAGCUUUAACUUUUUAUAUGAGAGGGAAAUACAGAGAUAUACAAGAAAAAGUUUAUGAAUAUUUUAAAGGAAGACCAGAACUUCAAACCCCAAUUGAAAUAUCAAAAGAUGAUCAUAGAGAAUUGUGUUUAAAACAACUUCUGGGUUUGGUUAGAGAAGCUGGGAUUAAACCAUUUAGAUAUGUUGUUGAAGAACCUGCCAAGUAUUUUGCAAUUCUUGAAGCUGUUGGUGGUUUUGAUAUGUCUCUUGGGAUUAAAAUGGGUGUUCAAUACAGUUUAUGGGGAGGUUCAGUGCUGAAUCUGGGUACUAAAAAGCAUAAAGAUAAAUUCUUUGAUGGGAUUGAUAAUCUUGAUUAUUUGGGUUGUUUUGCAAUGACAGAACUUCAUCAUGGCUCAAAUGUUCAAGGCCUUCAGACCGUUGCAACAUUUGAUCCCGUCACAGACGAAUUCAUAAUAGACACUCCUAAUGAUGGGGCCAUUAAAUGGUGGAUCGGAAAUGCAGCUGUCCAUGGAAAGUUUGCUACAGUCUUUGCAAAGCUAAUGCUACCAACUCAUGAUGCAAAAGGAGUUACUGAUAUGGGUGUCCAUGCCUUCAUUGUCCCUAUUAGGGAUAUGAAUACCCAUAAGGUUCUCCCGGGGAUAGAAAUACACGAUUGUGGUCACAAGGUUGGCCUAAAUGGAGUGGAUAACGGAGCUCUGCGUUUUUGCGCUGUCAGAAUCCCGAGGGAUAAUCUGCUGAAUCGGUUUGGGGAUGUUUCACGUGAUGGCAAGUAUACGAGCAGUUUACCAACCAUCAACAAAAGGUUUGCGGCUACCCUAGGGGAACUUGUUGGCGGAAGAGUCGGCCUUGCUUAUUCUUCUGUUGGCGUUCUUAAGAUUGCUUCUACUAUAGCUAUUAGAUACUCUCUUCUAAGACAACAAUUUGGGCCUCCCAAACAACCGGAAAUAAGUAUUCUUGACUAUCAGUCACAGCAGCACAAGCUGAUGCCUAUGCUUGCAUCAACUUAUGCAUUCCACUUUGCUACCGUAAACCUCGUAGAUAAGUACUCCGAGAUGAAGAAGUCUCACGAUGAUGAACUUGUGGCUGAUGUACAUGCUCUUUCAGCUGGUUUAAAGGCAUAUGUAACGUCAUAUACGGCAAAAUCCAUAAGUAUAUGCAGGGAAGCCUGUGGAGGGCAUGGUUAUGCUGCUGUCAACAGAUUUGGAAGUUUAAGGAAUGAUCAUGACAUAUUUCAGACAUUUGAAGGUGAUAAUACGGUGCUUCUGCAGCAGGUUGCAGGGGACCUUUUGAAAAGAUACCAGGAGAAGUUCCGAGGAGGUACUUUUGCAAUGACUUGGAAUUACUUGAAGGAGUCAAUGAACACAUAUCUCUCUGUGCCAAACCCUGUGACUGUUCGUUGGGAAGGCGAAGAACAUCUUAGAGACCCACAGUUUCAGCUCGAUGCUUUCCGGUAUCGAACAUCAAGGCUUCUUCAAAGUGCUGCAAUGCGUCUCCGCAAACACUCAAGAACUCUUGGUAGUUUUGGUGCUUGGAAUAGAUGCUUGAAUCACCUUCUUACUCUGGCAGAAUCUCACAUUGAAACUGUAAUACUUGCUAAAUUCAUUGAGGCAGUUAAAAGCUGUCCUGAUGAGAGCAGCCGUGCUGCUCUUAAACUCGUCUGUGACCUAUACGCAUUGGACCGCAUAUGGAAUGACAUAGGAACUUAUCGCAACGUGGAUUAUGUAGCUCCCAAUAAAGCUAAGGCUAUUCAUAAGCUGGUAGACUACCUCAGUUAUCAAGUAAGGAACAUAGCAAAGGAGCUAGUUGAUGCUUUCGACCUUCCAGACGAUGUCACUCGUGCUCCGAUUGCAAGGCAGAGUCAAGCUUAUUCGCAAUACACACAACAUGUCGGAUUCUAGACGCAGGAACAGGAACAGGAACAGGAACAAGAACCGCAAAAUUAUCUUUUAUGGAGCACGGUAGAUGAAGAAAGCAAUAAUCGCCGUUAUGGCAGAAGGCACAUGUUAUAUGGCUUGGUGUAAAAUUCUCAAAGGCAAUGAUGCAAAGCCUCCACAUUUUCUUAGUAUUUUGUGAUAUUGAAUGUAUAUUGUGACAUUUUUUUUAAUAUGACAUUAUUUUUUCUCCAUUUAUAAGAAAUUGCUUCAUAGUUCA